UGCUGCUGCCUGGAGCGGCGGCUCUGUGUUGUGCUGGGCUGGGGCAGCAACGCUGACAUGGUGAGCGGACCGGUGCGGGAAACACGCCACCAAACUUCUCGCCGGUCUGCUUUCGACUCUUAAAGUACCAAUAUUUUUGAUCAACAGGCUCCUUUUUUUUUAGCAGCUGCAAGCAGCAAGUGGCCCAGCAAAAUGGUCUGGAUGCUUCAACACACCUUCUCACUUUUACUAACUGUGCAUGUCAUAUAUUCAGCUCUGAUUCAUGUGAGGGCUGAGGAGGAGACCAGAGAAUGCAGAGAACAGGAGUACAAGGACCGGUUUGGGAACUGUAAACCCUGCAAGCAGUGUGAUGCAGGACAGGAACUUUCAAAGGAAUGUGGCUUUGGUUAUGGAGAGGAUGCCCGGUGCGUGCCCUGCCGGAGCAGUCGCUUCAAAGAGGACCGGAGCCUCCAGAAGUGCAAGCCCUGCUUGGACUGUGGACUCAUCAACCGCUUCCAGAAGGGCAACUGCUCCACCACCAGCAACGCUGUGUGUGGCGACUGUCUGCCGGGAUAUUACAGGAAGACAAAAUUAAGUGGUUUCCAAGACAUGGAGUGUAUACCCUGUGGGGACCCUCCGCCUCCUUAUGAGCCUCAUUGCAGUGGGCGUGUGAACCUGGUCCCGCUGCCCUCGGUGGUGACCAGCCCGCGGGACAUGGCCCUGGCUGCCGUCAUCUGCAGCGCUCUGGCCACCGUGCUGCUGGCCCUGCUGGUCCUGUGUGUCAUCUACUGCAAGAGACAGCUGCUCGAGAAGAAGCCCAGUGCAGCCUCACUGAGAUCCCAGGACUGUCCGUACAGCGGGGCAGAGCUGUCCUGCCUGGACCCCCGCUGGCUACAUGACUUUCCCCAGAGACCCUGCUGCCAGUGUCACCUGGGUCCCGGACACACCUGUGGUCCUGUCCACUUGAUCCCAUCUCUGUGCUGUGAUGAGAGCCACAGCAGGGACAACAGUCCCUUCCAGUCCCAGGCAAGCCUCAGUGACAGAAAUACAGACCUCGAUGACGAGGGCAACCCGAUGCAGCUGGGAGGACAUCCAGAGCUUGUCUCCGCAGGGGCUGGUGGGACGACGGGCAGCUCGGAGCCCGCAGAGUGUUUCGGACUGCCUCAGCCCGACCCAGAACCUGCAGAAGGCCUGGAGGUGGAAGAGGAAGAGGAUGGUGAGGGUGACGAGGAAGAAGAAGGUCGCAGGUCAAGGGAGAAUUCGUCUGAGAGGACCAGACAGAGCUACAGUGAAGCUGUGACGGAUGAACUUCUUCCCAACCAGCACCCAUUAACUCAGGAAGGAUGACAUGGACUUCUUUAGCUCGUGUUCCACCCUUGAACCAUCCUGGACUCAACAACAGCCGCAACCAGAUCCCGUUUCAGAUUACCCCCCCCCCCCAAAACGCAUACACACACACAUUUUGAAAUGCCUGCUGCUGACCUCAGAACCCCUCGUCGAAGCAUCCAAAUGGAAUUUGUACAUACAUGCAAACAUUAAAAAGCACUGCUGAAGAAACGCAAAGAGCAAGAGCAAAGGCAUAGAAAGAUACACAGAUACAAAACAUACAUCACACACAGACACACACACAGAAUGUGAACUCGCUGGCCUAGAAGGUUUAAUCGAAUGAAGUUCAAACGUCGAGGAGUAUUGACUUAUUAUCGCGGAGCAAAGUGAAUCAAAGUGCUCUGCCUUGAGAAUGUCUCACAUCUUCACAUGUAGGAGGACAUAAACUGCAGCAGGUGUCAUGAAGCUUUUGUGUGUAAAGGUAACAGUUGUAAAAUUUGAGGUGUGAAGAAAAGUGUCAAAAGUGAAUAUGUUGCACAUUGAAGACAAUCUUGAUAAUACGGAACAAGUUAAGAUGAGGAAUGUUUAAGUGAUAAAUAUGUUGUAGAUACUGUAAAAUAGGAAAUAGGUCAAUAUUUUUGUAACAUAGACAUUACUGACAAUAUGUUUGCUUUUUCUUCCCCCAGUUAUAGUGUUGAUGGAUGUGAACAGUUGCUUCCACAUUUCAUUUUUGUAAAUAAACCACUUGAACAAGUUUACAUACUGAGGAAAGCGUACACUCUCAAUUCUUUAUUUUACUCAUUAAAAAAAGCGACAGAUCAAAAAUAAGUUUCACAAUUGAUGAUUUAGUGGCUGAUAUAUCCCGACUUUUUAUCUCUAGUGUGGAUUUACCUCUAAAAACACUGAAUCCUACACUUCCCAUAAUGCAAGUGGAAACGAUUAGUCGAUCAACAGAAAAUAAAUUGUCAACUAGUUUGACCAGUCUGAGUUUUGGAUUGUAGGUCAGAAAAAACAAACAUUUUGUACAUGUCAAACUGUAAUGUAAAUGUUCCCUGUUUUAUUUUACAUUUUAUAGGCAAAAAAAAAUCGAUUAUUCUGAAGAAACAAUGAAAAGAUUAAUUAUAAUGAAAAUAAUAACUUUCUAGUUUGUAAGGCAGGCUUUGCUUUAAAAACCUGUUGUAUUUAAGCCCCAGCUGAGACAAACAAACUUUACAAAUCUCCUCCAGAGCCACAGAAGACGUUAUACAACUGUCUUCAAAGGCUGAGUGAUACUUCUCAUGACAAGUAAACUGACUUUGAUGUGUAAAAUUAUUGGAGCGUAAUGAAUCCAUUUAUUAACAUUGGGAUUGUUUCUAAAUUCAACUUAAGUGCAGCCACACAGUCUCUGCUUAUAUAUUUCGCCUAAGAUUCAACUGGAAAAAAAAAAAAAAACAAAGAAAAAAAACCCCGCCAAUGUUCAUAUCCAGACAAUCAAAAACACUGCGGUCUUGCAGCGUCUCUGUGGGUAAAGCCUCCCGGUUCGCUCAGUGAUGGCGUGCUCACACCAUCAAGAACCAUGUGAAGCGGCUCCUCAUCACCUGCCUUGGGACUCAGAUCUGAGCUAAGGCAAGCAAGGACAUUGUUAGAGGGAGCAGCUUCAGUCCCAGCUCAGCUGGUAAUUACUGUCUGAAUGUGUUGAAACAGAUGAAAACAGCCAGACUAUUCACCGGAGUGUCUGCGGAAAUGUGAAGAGCUCCUUUAGAAACCAAGCCCUGCUUUAAUG
Messenger RNA from Xiphias gladius (swordfish), 3067 nucleotides. It is a transcript of the gene tnfrsf19, whose product is annotated as tumor necrosis factor receptor superfamily, member 19. The transcript has 10 exons. Lineage: Eukaryota; Metazoa; Chordata; Actinopteri; Istiophoriformes; Xiphiidae. The coding region runs from base 193 to 1326 and encodes 377 amino acids. The record is from RefSeq and is a predicted model, not a curated record. Gene Ontology annotation, cellular component: plasma membrane. Gene Ontology annotation, molecular function: signaling receptor activity; protein binding. Gene Ontology annotation, biological process: positive regulation of canonical NF-kappaB signal transduction; positive regulation of JNK cascade.